AUGGCCACGUCGAAUUACACCCUCAAGGUCAACAGAGACCUGUUGGACCCCAACUUUGAGAGUUACCGGUUAUCCCUGGACGCCAUCCCCUCGUACAACGUUGAGCUGGACGCUGCCGUGGAGGAGGUGACGUUGAAGGAUUCUCAAUACACACUGGAACAUAUGCGUGCGUUUGGCAUGUACAAUUACCUCCACUUGGACCCCUGGUACGAAGACAGCGUGUUGUUUGUGGACUCCAAAGGGCGAGUGCUCAGUCUCACCGUCACACUGGACACAGUGCUGGGUAAGCCGAGAGAGGUCUUCCGCCUCCAGACUGAAGCGGACCAACGUGAGAAUCGUGUGUGCCCCUCCCUCAGCCUCACUUCAGCCACCUGGGCCGCCCUUUCUGACGGUGCCGGGCGACUCUACCUUCUUCGCACCAGCAAGCGUGGAGAGAGCACUCACGGAAAGUGGGAGCCCCUGUUCACGGAGGACAUGAAAGAGCCCUUCGUCAUCCUCCACAGCGUGGCCCACGUCCAGGCGGGCGCCCACACUCUGGAGGUCCUGCUGCUUCGUGUCGUCAAGGACCCUCAGGAAACGGCGGGAAGUGGGUAUUCGGUGACACUUGAGUGGGUCACCGUCGCCAACGUGGCGGCACAAGGCGUAGAGAAAAAUUACGAAGUGAAGAAGAGGCGGGUCCUUCAGGGAAAAACCGUUCCUCAUUAUGCCGCCGUCACACCACAGGGCGAUGGCCUAAUGGUGGCGUCAGAGAGGCCCUUCAUUUUCACGCACGUGGAUGGCGAGCCUCUUGACCAGCCACCACCGGAUGAGCAACUAAUUGAGGUGGAAAAGAGAGAUCCCAUCUACUUCUGGCAGCAGACGUCGGACGACAUCACAGUCACUGUGCGCCUGCCCGAGGGCGUGACGAAAGACGCAAUCCACUUCCGGCUGACGGUGGAUACCAUCAGCGUCGGCGUCCGGGGAUUCGCACCCCUGCUAGAGGGCCAGCUGUAUGCAUCCGUAGACCCUGAGGCCUGCACCUGGACACUGUGGGAGGACAAAAGCCUUGAAGUGAGCCUGCAGAAACGAACUGAAGGACCCAUGUGGCCAGAGCUGGUUAUUGGUGAUCGUCGAGGGGAGCAUGUGAUGAGCGAUGAGCAGGUUGCCCUCAUGAAUGAAAGGCUCACCCACCUGAGUUCUGAAGAUAUGAACGCUAAUCCAGAUUUGGACAAGCCAGCCUGCAACUCCCAGGAACUGGAGGACUGCGACGGCUACCCUGAGGACACUUCCAGCCUCAUGCAUUUUGACGGCAAGUCACUGAAGACCACUCAGGUGGUGAACUUGGGAAGCCAUCAAUUCCUCUUCACCGUGAGUGUGGACCCAGACCAGAUGCCGUGCCUGUGCUUGCGUCACGAUGUGGACGCGCUGCUGUGGCAGCCACGCCCCGACCAGCCCGCUGACAUGUGGGAGCACAUCGCCACCUUCAACGCCCUGGGCUACGUUCAAGCAUCCAAACGGGACAAGAAGUUCUCCACUUGCGCUCCCAACUUUUCCUACGCGGCGCUGUGUGAGUGCUUGCGUCGCGCCUUCAUCUACCGCCAGCCGUCCCCGGUGGACGGCGUGCUUUUCAACAGGAAGCAAGGACGGCAAGUAGGGCAGGUUGCCAAGCAACAGGUGGCAAACCUUAACUCGGACAAAGCCGUGCUGGGCUUCAGGGCGAGCGACGAGAGGCUCUUUGCCCUCACCUCUGGGAAUCUCUUUGUGCUCAAGGUGAAUAAUAAUUAA
This is a messenger RNA of Nerophis lumbriciformis (worm pipefish), 1764 nucleotides long. The record is from RefSeq and is a predicted model, not a curated record. NCBI's taxonomy places the organism in Eukaryota, Metazoa, Chordata, Actinopteri, Syngnathiformes, Syngnathidae.